Messenger RNA from Telopea speciosissima, 660 nucleotides. RefSeq lists its product as uncharacterized. Lineage: Eukaryota; Viridiplantae; Streptophyta; Magnoliopsida; Proteales; Proteaceae. The record is from RefSeq and is a predicted model, not a curated record. Bases 127 to 660 code for a protein of 177 amino acids. The transcript has 4 exons.
UAUUGUGCUCCAAUUCCCUCUCCCCUUCUUUUUCUCUGAUUACAUGAAUCGAUUUCUUCGCAGAUUCCACGGAAGUUUGGAUCGCUGGAGCAAAACCCAUCAAUUUCGUCUUCAGGACCUCAGGGAAUGGAAAACACAGAAACCCUAGCUGAGGGCAGUGUUGCGUUGGAACCAGUUAAAGCUCAAAUCUUAGUAGAAGGGAUCGUCAAAGUUGGAUCUAGGGUUUCGAAUGAAACCCUGACCGGAUCACAGUUGCUGUCGGAGAUUCCAUUGGACAGAGUUGAAGGGAAUGGUAUUAGGGUUUCUGUUGAUGCGAGUGGAGGGGUGACUUCGGUGCUCGACAAGGAGGAGAAAGAUGGAACUUUGGGAGGUCAUGCGCUCGGAGAUGGUGGAAGUCGGAUGACUGCAGCUUCUUCAGAGUCCCAAGAGAAUGGGAAAGAGUUUGGUUUUGCUCGCCAGAAUGUGAAGGGAAAUGUUACUCUUGGAGUGGACAGUUUAGCAGUAAAUGAGAAGGACAGUGGUGACCAGACAUUGUCGAGAGAGGAAGGUUCUUCGCGAUGGAACGGUGGCGACUCUGCUGCGAAGAUUAAACUUUCAGGGGAACCGAUUGUUGUAGAGACUCAUGGUUCAUGCGAGGCGAGAAGGGGGUUUGUUAUCUGA